Molecule: messenger RNA, 6944 nt
Organism: Peromyscus leucopus (white-footed mouse)
Lineage: Eukaryota; Metazoa; Chordata; Mammalia; Rodentia; Cricetidae
Gene: Creb3l2
Product: cAMP responsive element binding protein 3 like 2
Exons: 12
Coding region: 38-1510 (490 amino acids)
Biological process (GO): regulation of transcription by RNA polymerase II
Molecular function (GO): DNA-binding transcription factor activity, RNA polymerase II-specific; cAMP response element binding
Source: RefSeq, a predicted model, not a curated record
GAGCGAGCUGUCAGAGCCGGGAGAGACCGAGGCCCUCAUGUACCACACGCACUUCUCAGAACUUCUGGAUGAGUUUUCCCAGAACGUCUUGGGUCAGCUCCUGAAUGACCCUUUCCUCUCAGAGAAGAGUGUGUCGAUGGAGGUGGAGCCAUCUCCAACAUCACCAGCGCCUCUCAUCCAGGCUGAACACAGCUACUCCCUGAGCGAGGAGCCCCGGGCUCAGUCACCGUUCACCCAUGUGACUACCAGCGAUGGCUUCAAUGACGAGGAAGUGGAGAGUGAGAAGUGGUACCUGUCUGCAGACUUCCCUUCGGCCACCAUCAAGACAGAGCCAAUCACGGAGGAGCAACCCCCAGGGCUCGUUCCCUCGGUCACUCUGACCAUCACAGCCAUUUCUACUCCUUUUGAGAAAGAAGAGUCCCCUCUGGAUAUGAGUGCUGGGGUGGAAUCCUCGUGCCAGACAGUUAUUCCUAAGAUUAAACUGGAGCCUCAUGAAGUGGAUCAGUUCUUAAACUUCUCUCCUAAAGAAGCCUCUGUGGAUCAGCUGCACUUACCACCAACACCACCCAGUAGCCACAGCAGUGACUCAGAGGGCAGCUUGAGCCCUAAUCCACGCCUGCAUCCCUUCAGCCUGUCUCAGGCCCACAGCCCCGCCAGAGCCAUGCCCCGGGGUCCCUCUGCCUUGUCCACAUCUCCUCUCCUCACAGCUCCACACAAGCUGCAGGGAUCUGGCCCACUGGUCCUGACGGAGGAAGAGAAGAGGACCUUGAUUGCUGAGGGCUAUCCGAUUCCUACCAAACUGCCCCUGACAAAAUCUGAGGAGAAGGCCCUGAAGAAAAUCCGGAGAAAAAUCAAGAAUAAGAUUUCUGCCCAAGAAAGCAGGAGAAAGAAGAAAGAAUACAUGGACAGCCUGGAGAAAAAAGUGGAGUCUUGUUCAACUGAGAACUUGGAACUUCGGAAGAAGGUGGAGGUGCUGGAGAACACCAAUAGGACUCUCCUCCAGCAACUUCAGAAGCUUCAGACUCUGGUGAUGGGGAAGGUCUCUCGGACCUGCAAGUUAGCCGGCACGCAGACCAGCACCUGCCUCAUGGUCGUUGUGCUGUGCUUCGCCGUUGCAUUCGGCAGCUUCUUCCAGGGCUACGGGCCCUAUCCUUCUGCCACCAAGAUGGCGCUGCCCAGCCAGCAUCGCCUGUCCGAGCCGUACACAGCCUCCGUGGUGAAAUCCAGGAACCUGCUAAUCUAUGAGGAACAUUCUCCCGUGGAGGAGUCAUCCAGUUCAGCCUCAGCUGGAGAGCUCGGGGGCUGGGACAGAGGCUCCUCCCUGCUCAGGGGGUCGGGGCUUGAGGCCCUGCCGGAGGUGGAUCUCCCCCACUUCAUCAUCUCCAACGAGACCAGCUUGGAGAAGUCAGUGCUGAUGGAGCUUCAGCAACACCUGGUCAGCAGCAAACUGGAAGGGAACGAAACGCUCAAAGUCGUAGAGCUGGAGAGGAGAGUGAACGCCACCUUCUGAGGCGCCGUCUCCGCCCUCCUCUUCCCCCAACUCCCGCCACGCGUCCGCAGACUGCCUUGACCAUACCCUUCCCCUUCACCCCUGGAUCUUGAGGAGGAGGAUGUGGACUAGUGCCAGCCUGGGGGUUUCUGCUUUACGUCCGUCCCCAAUGGCUCUACCCAGAAGGGAGCCGGCACCUCUCCAUCCCUUUCUCUUACUGCCAUAGGAAAUUGUUUUAGGGGUGAGGGAGGGGUGGGACGAGCAGGCUUGUUUCCACCAGUACCCAGAAGAUACUGCCUGAUCCUUCCCGGGGAGGUGUGACUCUUGCGAAGGAGACAGACCUCGUGUCCAGUUGAGACCCCCAGACUCUGGCCACAAAUAUGCCACGCACGCGACAGGGGGGUGGCAAAGCACUGACUCCUGACCCCUCCUGCUCACUGGGACUCCAGUGUGACCCUGCCUCCACUGCGAGUACCGAAGUGUCAUUCCAGUCUUCUCCCUCCGUUCUGCACCCCGGAGCCCUUCUUGGCUGCCGGCACAGGCAGACGGGACUCCCACCAUAUUUUUCAGGCCGCAAGUGCAAUUCCUGAAGGCAUCAGGCUCUUCUCCUCCAGGCCACCCUGCCCACUGUGUUGCUUGUAAGAUACCCCCACCACACACACACACACACACACACACACACACACACACACACACACACACACACACACACACACCACACAGCCUGCAUCCCCAUGGGACAGUAGCUCUGUCUCCCUGGCCUCCCCUUCCUAUUUGUAAAUAGUAUUUAUUAGCUUGCUGAAGCUCCCCGCUGACCAUAGCAAAGAAAUUCCAUGACCCCUUCCAACAAGCAAAGUCUUCUGCUGGCCUUUGGAACAGGAGAGUCCCCAGGAUCUGGGACCCCUAGUAUUUCUAGUUGAUGCCUUAUUUUCUCCUUUUCCUUUCUUUUUAAAAUCGGGGACCUAUAAGAUAAUCACUGCUGGGAGGUUCCCCUUAAGCACGCGUCCCCUGUUGGAUGGAUUCACGGGGAGUGAUGGAACACUGUCUUCUUGUUCGGGCGCGGGCUCUAUGGCCGCGUGCUUGCUCUCUCUGCGUUGCUGGAUCAGAGACGGGAAACCGUGCCCUGACAAUAGGCAUUGCUGACAACCUUGCUAGCUUGUCCUGCAUCCUGCGCGCUCCUCCCUCCCUCCCUCCCUCCCUCCCUCCCUUCUGCCCUCUCUCCACUGCCUUAACUAGGGGGGCUGGAGUUGGUAAUAUUUGUGCCCCCACAGUCAUACCUUUUACAGUCAGGUUUGGCUACUUUGCAGCUCACCCAAAGAGAUACAACGAACCCCCAAACUCCUUUCCUUUUUUUUAUGAUUAAAAAGUAAAAUUUGUAGUUAAAAAAAAAAAAAGCCCUUUUCUCUUUCAUACAAAUAAGAAAUGGAAAUUACUCUUUUAUUGUAUAAGAUAGAAGACUCUUUUUAAGUGUUUUUCUCCCUGGCUUGUAAAAGAUUUUAUGUAAGAAAUGUGCUUACACUUUGUAUUUUAUUUUUAGCAGCAGCUGAAGGGCCUUUAGUUUUGGCCUCUCUCUCUCUCUCUCUCUCUCUCUCUCUCUCUCUCUCUCUCUCUCUCUCUCAUUUUUUCCUCUGCCAUCUAUGUGACCGUUAGAGCCUGUAUAAGAGGGAUUAUGACCACACUGGCCCUUGUGUUCUAUGUCACAUACAGGAUUCGGUGUCGUUAGUGUUUGCUGUCAUGUCCCAUGAGCAGCUUCCUGUUUGGUCUGCUCAGGUCAUCAUAGCGAGUGUUCCCUCCCUCCCUCCGUCCCUCCCUCCCUCCAUCCCUCUCUCCCUCCCUCCCUCCAUCCCUCCCUCCUGCAGUGGGUUCCUAGCUGGCAGAUGUCCACGCUCACUUGUGGUGUGUGAGACCCACCUCGAGGCCACUGUGAUCCUGGCAGCCCUGCUGCCCACAGGGCUGUCCCUGUCCCUUACACUCCGAUGCCUGGACUGUACAGAGAGGAGAGUGGCUGGUGACCUGCUUCUGCCUCCUUUUGGUCUUCUCUCUUCCUUCCCUCUUCCUGGGCCUGGCCCAUCCUGUUCUCUACAGGGCCAGAUGUUUGUGCACAGUAAACAUAAAAAAUGCUGAUGAGAGCCUAAGAAGGGGGGGGGGGGAACAGGAUGAGGUGGUAUUUGUGUGAUGAGAAAGGGAGAGUUUGCAGUAAAGGGCUGACGUGGAGUUUUAGGCUGUUGUAUACAUCUGCUGAACUCAACCUCUUUUUUUUUUUAAUGUGCCUGGAGAGCCAGGGUGGAGACCCCGUGUGUGGAUGAGGAGGGCGAAGGAACUGUGUAGUCCUAUCUGCUUCUCUGAGGACUUUAUUUUCUUCUCUACCUGCUCUUUUGGAUGCCACUGUCUCCAGACAGCAGGGCCCUUUGUCUGUGGGAGAUGGGCCUUUCAGAAUAGAGUCUGUAACUAGAGACGUGGGACAUUAGCCAGAGAACUCAAACAGCCCUUUAAAGGAGCUCUCAGCAGCCAACACUGCCACUCUAUUGAGAGAAGCCUCUGCCCUCUGCUCCUGGCGUGGUGAGGAGAGGGGACCAAGCGGUGAUCCCUCUGGGAUACUCAGUGCAGUCAGGGGACCCAGAGUGGCAUCAGACAGGGUGCGUGGCAAGUAAUUAAUGGAUGUGUGCUCAAAGUUCAAGGCUAGAGUAUCAGUUUUCCCCACCAACUGAGCUGGGCCCCAGACCAGUCAAUAACUUAUGGAUGUAUCUGAAGGUUUUGAAUAGUGGCAGACUUUAACACCUUGAAUUGAAAUUUUGAAAAUACCCAAGACUGCUAGACUCUUAGAGAAGCCAGAGCAAUUAGUCUGCUGGUUGAUUUUCUAUUCUAUAAACACCCCCCCCACACACACACACACACUUUAAAAUCACUUUAGUGAUGGAGAUGUCUUGCAAAGGUGUAGAGAACAAGUCUCUCUCUCUCUCUCUUUUUUUUUCCUGUAAAUGAGUCCUGAGUAACCCAGUUGCCCCUCCCUCCCUCCCUCGGGUCUUUUCACAGCCCCCAGCUUCACACUGGGAAAUGGAUCUUGCAAAUGAGAGGAGUCAGCACCAGCAUUGGGGGAGAGCCUCUGAAGUGUCAGGACUCUGACGUGUAGCUCACAGAAAGAAAGCAUUCUGUAAGAAUCUGACAGCUGAACUCAGUUGCUCCUUCCUGGCAGAAGGUGGGGGUGGGAUCUGGCAUCAGUACAGGCAAUUAGAUAACCUUUCGGUCCAUGGACGUGAUUUUGUGGAUUGGGAAAACAGCUUUGGGGCCACAUUACUUACAAGCUACACAUACCAGGUUAAUAGGUACCCCCUUCAACCACCAGUUCUGUGGCUGUGAAUCUUACGUCUACAUACAGUAGGGAUAUUAGACUGACUCCUCUUCAUGCUGGUACAGAGUCCACGUCCAUCAUUUUUAUCACAGGCAUUUUGUUAAAAUUCUUUCCAGCACUUCACGUCCCCUCCAUCCCAUGUGCCCAGGCCCAGAGAAAGCAGCAGAACAGAAUUAGAAGUGUCUCUCACCAGCUCCUGUAGACAUAGGUGCCUUGUGAGGUGUGUAUGUGAGCCCAGCAGAGAAAUGGAGACAUCUUGUCCCCACGUGAGGAGUGGACAUCUGCCUGAUCCUUGCCAAUGUGGAGGCAUGGAAAUGGGAGAAGACGCUUUUAGUUGGUGAUUUGUUUCUGUUGAGCCGUGGGUUUGAGAAACAUGGAUGAGCUCGGCACUCCCGCCUGCAGCCUGGUGGGACCUGUGGAGCCAUCCACGGUGGGGUCUUAGUGAGAGCCACUUUAUGUGAAAACUCGAGACAGAAGCAGUUAGCACAGGGUGGCAGGAUACAUUACGCUCCCACCCGCCAAAGGCAGAGUGGAGAGAACAGUAAGGUGGGGCUGGAAGGAGCCAGAUGCUCAUUUGUUCAUUCAUUCAUACAUUCAUUCAUUCAUUCAUCCAUCCAUCCAUUUGUUCACUCCUUCGACUUUGCAGUUUUACUAAGGAAGAGCAGGCUUCCUGAGACCUAGGAUAUGUUGGAGAAUAAGAGGGACUUGGAAAACCAAUUUGUCAAUAGCCAUUCGGAAGACCCAAGUACUACUAAUGCUAGUUCUCUCUCUCUCUCUCUCUCUCUCUCUCUCUCUCUCUCUCUCUCUCUCUCUCUCUCCACACACACACACACACACACACACACACUCCUCUCCUAGAUACUUAUGCCUCCAAUGUGCCUUACAUCUGAAACCAGGAUGGCAGGAAUCUCCUGUCCCUGGAAAGUGUCACAUGUUACUUACUAUAUAGUAUUAGGUUGAAGUUGGGGAUGGGCGCUUUCUCCAGAGACUCAGAGAUGGUUCCCUACAAAUGAGCCACUAUUAGAUUUGCCUAUCAGGGGAGAAGAAAUGGGGUUAUAUCCAUUAGGAGAAUGUUGAUGGAGGUGCAAUCACAUCAAAAAUGUGGCCAGCCAGGAUUAAAGGUAUUCUAAAUCCUCACCACCGAGCAUUUUCUGGAGGCAAAGGCACUAGCCCAUUUGAAGAUUAAUGCUCUGUGCCUCUGGGCCAAAAGGUCGGCACUCAGCGCUAGGGAGAAAAACAUUAACUGUUGUUUGUAGCAUCAUAAAAUCCCGGACUGCCUUACUUUGUCGUGGUUUCUAGAAGGAAGGAGAUAUUAUUUCCUGAGUGUUUACUGAAGUGUUGAGUGUUGUGCUAAGUAAGCUUUGAGCCUCUGAACUUGAUUGACACCGAGAGCAAGGGUGGCUUGUUGCCAUGAGGAGUAACUGCAGGGGGAGGCAUGGUAGUUUGUGGAGCCAUUUCUAAGGACACGCAGACUGUGUCUGGCUCUCUGGGCAGAAACAGCUCCCCCGCUGCAGUGGCCGCACUCAGCACUGUCCAGUGCUCAGCCCUCUGCCUGUCUCAGAGAUGCCAUCGGCAGGUCUGUCUGCUGCCCUUCUCAUCCUACCUUUGGAGAGCACAGCUCAUAGGCUUUGCAUCUGGGUGAAGGGAACCCGGGGGUUCAGACUCCAUUUCUUUGCUUCUCAACAGCAGGGUGGCACUCACAGCCCGCACAGCUUAGAGACUAUCCCUCUCAGAUAAGCCCAUUAUGAGUCUAUGGGAAACACCAGCCCUCGGACACACUGUGGGUGACCCUUCCUAUACAGUAGAGAGCAGAGCCCAGUCAUCGGUCAGCUUUCCUUGCCUGGACUGGCAACCGACUGUUGCUCUCUUUUGAAACACUUAAAUCAGCAUUGUUUAAAUCCAAGUACAUUGCAAGUCUGUCACCUGACCUGUUGCACUGUUUUAUGACUUCUUAUCCUUCAUCAUAGCGUAUUAAAUACCAAAAAAAAUAAUAAUAAUAAUAAUAAAAAAGCUUUGUAGUAUACUUGUACUUAGUUUGGGAAAAAAAUGAAAUUGUAAUGCAUUUGUAUUUCCAUUUCUUGCAAAUAAAUAUUUUUCUUAGUCAAA